CUUACAUCAACGUGACGGAUUUUCCGAUUUGCACACGAAGUUGCAUCUCGUGUGCAAUAUACUUUAUCAACUCGACUGUCAAAUGAUGAGCAAGAGGGAAGGAGGCAAACUACACUUUGUCAUUGUUUUUAAUUCGUUGAGCAAAGUACCACUGUGCGCAUAUAAAAAAUGUUUAAACCCUUUUUUCCGAGAACAACUGCGUUAUGUUUUGUGAGAAGGAUGUGUACGCCAGCCACCCCGCCUCCGACACCGGCUUCAAGCUCGUCUUCUGGUUCUAUGUCCGCAAGAUACCGACCAACUAAUUUCCAGAAGUUUAUCCUUGUUUGGACCAAGAAGUAUAAAAGCAAGGAGGAAAUCCCGACAUUUGUCUCAGCAGAAAUUAUUGAAAGGUCCCGCAGUGAAGCUCGCAUAAAAAUCUCAAAUGUGCUAAUGCUCCUGACUGCGCUCGCAAGUUUUGGCGCCAUUAUGGCAGGAAAAGCAGCUGCAAAAAGAGGAGAAUCUGUCCAUCAGAUGAACAUGGACUUCCACAAACAAUAUAGAGCCGAGCAGGCCGAAAAGGAAGCAGCUGCUGCUGCUAAGUAGAACAUGAGAAGUCAUGCCAUAAGUGUUGUGUGCUUUAGAUAUUAUUAGAUUAAGUAUUGAAUACAAUAAAACCACUGUUAACUCAAAUCUAUUUAUAAUAUAUACACUAAAGGAUCAAAAACAAUUUUUUCAAUUCUCAGUCUUCAUAAGUUGUCAGGCUUGUAAUAGCUUCUACACUUCUCUGUAAACAGCUUUGUUGUUUUUUCACGGAUCACCUCUUCCACGCUCAGUUCAGUUUGCAGAAGGCGAAGCUGUGAAGAAACCGAUAUUUAUAAGAAAUAAGAAUAAUGUAUUUUAAUACUUAAUAAAUGUAUAUAUUUUAAAA
Messenger RNA from Cydia pomonella (codling moth), 907 nucleotides. Its product is annotated as UPF0389 protein CG9231. The transcript has 2 exons. The record is from RefSeq and is a predicted model, not a curated record. The coding region runs from base 169 to 582 and encodes 137 amino acids. Lineage: Eukaryota; Metazoa; Arthropoda; Insecta; Lepidoptera; Tortricidae.